AAAGCACGGACCGGAAAAAUAGAGGAAAAUGACCAACGAAGGAAAUCCCACAGCCGAGGGCUUCACGCACUGUACCCUAUUGGCAAGCGUCGAUGCGUACAACCCCGAUACGCUGGAUCUUUAUCAGGAUUUGGAGGCGAAUCGGUAUUGGUUCGGUUGUUUCUACGAUAUGUUGGGCAAGUUCGAACGCCAAGCAAUGGUGAGCCAGCCGACAGAUGCGAGUGCAAAAACCCGUGCCCAAUCCUUCCGGGCACACUGUGUGGCGGUGUUCGAUCAGUUGCAGAAGGACAGACGAGACACGGGCACAUUAGGCAUCAGAAAUCUGCUGGAGGUGAUUGAAAGUGGUCUGCGAAAGUUUGGAUUUGACGAUCCCUGGAAGGAACAGAAAACGAUCGAAAAUAAAGCAUCCAUUGGACUGCUAAAACAUCGCCUACAACAGCUGGACAGCAUAGUGAGCGAACGGGAAAAAUGGACCGAGCUUGUCCGUGGUGUAUUAGCUGGCAAUAUGUUCGAUUGGGGCGCUCAGGCUGUGACAAAAAUUUUAGAAACAAAUAACGGAUUCGGCCUCCAGCAAGCGUUGGAUCGAAUACAAAAAAGACCCUGGCUGAUUGACGAUCUCGAUGGCUGGCUUAAUAGGAUUGAGCACGAGCCACCACAUCAAUGUGCUACGAUUUUUACCGAUAAUGCCGGCAUAGACUUUGUGCUGGGCAUUGUACCGUUGGUGCGGGAAUUGCUGAAGCGCAACACCAAAGUGUUGCUGUGCGCAACAUUGAAUCCAGCGAUCAACGACAUUACCUACUCAGAGCUGACCCGAGCGAUAGCCGACUGCUGCCAGGAAUGUGACAUACUGCGGAAGGCCUACAGCGAACAGCAUCGAUUGUUGCUGUUCGGGAACGAUCAAAUCGGUCCAUGUCUUGACUUUCGAAUGAUUUCUAAAGACGUAUCGGCAGCAAUCGAACAAAAUCAGGUCGAUCUGUUAAUUAUCGUCGGAAUGGCACGAGCAUUGCACACCAAUCUGUACGCAAAAUUCGUGUGCGAAACAUUCAAACUGGCUGUUGUAAAGAACGAAUGGUUGGCAAAACGGUUAGGGGGCGAAACGUUUUCUGUGGUAUGUAAAUAUGAAAGGUAAUAUUACG
This is a messenger RNA of Anopheles maculipalpis, 1136 nucleotides long. Its product is annotated as 4'-phosphopantetheine phosphatase. The transcript is spliced from 5 exons. Gene Ontology annotation, biological process: coenzyme A biosynthetic process. Bases 29 to 1129 code for a protein of 366 amino acids. Gene Ontology annotation, molecular function: pantothenate kinase activity; ATP binding. The record is from RefSeq and is a predicted model, not a curated record. Lineage: Eukaryota; Metazoa; Arthropoda; Insecta; Diptera; Culicidae. Gene Ontology annotation, cellular component: cytosol; nucleus.